Penicillium atrosanguineum is the source of this 1569-nucleotide messenger RNA. Its product is annotated as Alpha/beta hydrolase fold-3. The transcript has a single exon. Bases 1 to 1569 code for a protein of 522 amino acids. Lineage: Eukaryota; Fungi; Ascomycota; Eurotiomycetes; Eurotiales; Aspergillaceae. Gene Ontology annotation, biological process: regulation of conidium formation; sexual sporulation resulting in formation of a cellular spore; conidium formation. The record is from RefSeq and is a predicted model, not a curated record.
AUGGCCGACGCCGAAAAGAACGAGUUAUGCAUGCCAACACCUCCGGCUCAAGCAGUUUGCAAUCCGUCCAUUUCGGACAAUGUCAUUGUCACAGAUUCUGAAAAGGCUACCGACAACCACUUGACAAAAGAGAUCCUAUCAAGUGGUAACAACACGCCAGAUAUUGAUUUGGAAGCUCAGAUCAAAAAGCCUCGACGGAAGUGCUUUUCUCACUUCCGAUAUGCCAUCUUCACCACAUAUCGCCGGCUAUUCACUUUCGUGUUUUUGACGAAUCUUGCAGUCUUUCUUUACGUGAUGAUCUCUGAUCGGCAGCUACUGGCACUUGUCGAUGCGACAGCAGUGAAUCUGGUGGCGUGCGGUCUCGCUCGCCACCCGGUGGUCGUCAACGCCAUCUAUCGAGUGGUCUGCUCGCUUCCACGAUCAGCACCACUAUGUUUACGUCGUAUUGCUGCCAAAGCAGCCCACUACGGUGGUGUUCACAGUGGCUGCGGCACUGCGUCUCUAGUCUGGUACAUUGGCUUCGUUGCUGCGGUGUCAAAAAUAUAUUGGACCAAGUCUCCCAUCAGUGCAUCCACAAGCUACACUUUCUCAGCCGCGCCGAUAACUGUUGCCUACAUUAUUCUUGCCCUCCUACUGGUCAUGGUGGUAGUGGCAUACCCUACGUUCCGCAGAAAGCUUCACGACUACUUCGAGCUUACCCACCGAUUCACUUCAUGGCUUAUUCUGGCUCUCUUCGUUGUCCUGCUCAUGCUCUUCGUCCAUGAAGUCAGUAGAGCAGAACAGGAAACCUUUGGCCAUUUCCUGAUCACACUUCCUGCAUUUUGGCUGUUAAUCGCCGCUAUCGUCGCGGUUGCCCACCCAUGGCUCCUGCUACGGAAGAUCCCUGUGCAGACUGAUCCCCUCUCCUCCCACGCCGUCCGACUACACUUUUCUCAUACGAAAAUUGCCUUCGCUAAAGGGAUUCAGGUUACGAAGCACCCUCUUCGUGACUGGCACAGCUUUGCGGGCUUCCCAGACCCGACUCCAUCCGAAGAGUCUGCGUCUCCAAAGCUUCCACCUGGGAGGAGAAACAGAAAGAGGUACGGAGAGGAUAAUAAGGAGAGCUUCUCAAUUGUCGUGUCCAAAGCAGGAGACUGGACAGCCGACACCAUCCGCAACCCACCGACACAUCUCUGGAAGCGCGCAGUACUGAUGCGCGGUGUUGGCUAUGGACUACGCCUCUUCAACCGCAUUAUCAUUGUCACCACAGGGUCCGGCAUAGGUCCCUGUCUAGGAUUCCUCGGCGACGAAAACCGACCAUUAAUCAAAGUUAUUUGGCAGACCCGGUCACCGCUUACGACAUACGGUCAGGAAGUUCUUGAUCUCGUUCAUCGCAUGGGCCCUGAUCCGAUCAUUAUGGACACUACCAAUGACGGCCGUGUCGAUAUGCUUCCUGUUGUGCGACAACAGUUCAAGGAAUUUGAGGCGGAGGCUGUGUUUGUGAUCAGUAACCCCACCAUGACGCAAAAGGUUAUUUACGAGUUCGAGUCACAAGGGAUUCCGGCCUACGGGCCUAUUUUUGAUUCUUGA